GGAAGACGUCAGGAUUUGUGCAGCGAGUCGGUCAUCAGUCGAGGGGGGAGGAAAAAAAAUGUUGCCACUCUUGGUCACCGCCGUGGCCUGCGCCCUCCGGUGCUUUUCGGCCGCUGCGGAUGUGUUGAAAGCAGAGGCGUGGCUGCAGCAAUAUGGCUACCUGCCUCCCGGUGACGUCAGAGCGCAAGCCUUGCGCUCGCCGCAGUCCAUCGAGACGGCCAUCGCAGCCAUGCAGAGGUUCUACGGCUUGACCGUCACCGGCUCAAUAGACUCCGGCACGCUAGCGGCGAUGAGUCGUCCACGAUGUGGAGUUGCAGACAAAUUUGGGCCAGAGCUCAAAAGCAACCUGAGGAGGAAGCGAUACGCCGUGCAGGGGUUGAAGUGGGACAAGGCUGAGGUGACUUUCAGUAUACAGAACUACACGCCGAAAGUUGGUGAACGGGCUACCUACGAAGCCAUCCGGAAGGCCUUCAAAGUGUGGGAGAGUGCCAUCCCGCUCGCCUUCAGGGAGAUCCCGUACAGCCACAUCCGGGGCAAGGUGGACAAGUACGCGGACAUCAUGCUCUCCUUUGCCGAGGGCUUCCAUGGCGACAGCACACCGUUUGACGGCGAAGGCGGCUUCCUGGCCCACGCCUACUUCCCCGGUCAGGGGAUUGGGGGAGACACGCACUUUGACCUCGCCGAGCCCUGGACCGCCGGGAACGUGGACCAGGGGAAUGACGUUUUCUUGGUGGCCGUCCAUGAAUUGGGUCAUGCUCUGGGUCUGGAGCACUCCAACAACCCCUCUGCCAUCAUGGCCCCCUUCUAUCAGUGGAUGGACACGGAAAACUUCCAGCUUCCAGACGACGACCGCAGAGGCAUCCAAGCCAUCUACGGUAAAGAGCUGUCCAAAGAUAAACGGCAUCAUUUCAAAUCGAAUACGUUGAAUUCUGUUUCUGAUCGCGCAGGGACCAAGACAGGCGGCCCUCCUCCUCCGCCUCGACCCACUAAGUCCUCCAGUCCCAAGAGACCAGAAGACGGUCCAGACAUCUGCGAGGGACACUUUGACACCAUCGCCAUUCUUAGAGGAGAAAAGUUUGUCUUUAAGGACAACUGGUUUUGGCGCGUGCGCAACAAUAAGGUGCUUCCAGGCUACCCCAUGGCCAUCAGCCACUUCUGGAAGGGCCUGCCCUCCAACAUCAACGCCGCAUACGAGCGGGAAGAUGGGAAAUUCAUCUUCUUCAAGGGUGACAGGUACUGGGUCUUUCGUGAGUCCACAAUGGAGAAGGAUUCCCCCAAGAGUCUGAAAGACAUAGGGACCGGUCUCCCCAAAGACAAAAUGGACGCAGCUCUCUUCUACACCCCCACGGGACAGACGUACUUCUUCAGAGGCACUAAGUACUACCGCUUCAACAAGAGGACUCGCACUGUGGAUAGCGGCUACCCGAAGCCGAUCAGCAUGUGGAGCGGCGCGCCAGACAACAUCAAGGCCGCCAUUAUGAGCGAGGACGGUUCGUACACAUACUUCUACAAAGCCAACAAGUAUUGGAAGUUCAACAACCAGUACAUGAAAGUGGAGUCCGGCUACCCCAAAUCUGUGCUGAGCGAUUGGAUGGGCUGCGAAGGCGAGGAGCCCAAGAAGGGUCGCGAAGAGGAGGUGAUCAUCCUGGAGGUGGACGAGGCUCAGAGCGGCGGCGGACCGAUCGCCGUGGUGAUCCCAAUCCUCCUCUUGGUCCUGGUGGUUGUCACCCUGGGGGUGUUGUUGUUCUUCAGGAAGUACGGCACGCCCCGGCGCCUCCUCUACUGCCAGAGAUCCCUUCUGGACAAGGUCUAGGCACCAGUGACUGAUGGACUAGCACAGAGGGACCCAAAAAUGAGCGGGCGAGGGCCAAGUGAAGAUGGAAACUGGGAGACGGGAUGGCACGAGCAAAGUGAAGACGGAUGAUCGGGGUGUCCAAAUAUUUGGGUGGUUUCUACAUUAUGUGUCGCGUAGAAACCGAAAUCCGGUGUAUUUGUACGGUAACUAUUUACAUGGACUGUGUCGCAGAUUAAGAACAUGCCUACAACCUCGACUCCAGAAGGGAUGCACAGUACCAACGAAAACAAAAAGCAAAAAAAAAACAACAAAAAAAAGACAAUGACUUUUCAGCUUCCUCCCUCAUAUUCUAGUUUUUUUUUUUUCUCUUUUACAUACACUACUCCAAAAAAGUUAAGGAUUUUGAUUUUAGGGGUCAAAUUUCAGGAUGAACCUAAACCGCUCUGUAGAUCCUUGACGACUGAACUUUUUUUUUUUGACUUUCCCAUAAUCUUUUGAUUUCCAACUGUUCAAUGACAAGGACAUUCCACCUUCUAUGCCUUUCUGUGACUCUUCCAGUCACUUUGUUGCAACCUUUUGCCAGUCUGACGCUCAAAGCUCAUUGGCCAUUCCCUCCUCCGAACAUCCCGUUUUCUCGCAACUUUGAGGCUGUAAACGAGAUGUUCUGAGAGGGAAGUGGCCACUGAGCCGAAAGUGUCAUCAGCGAUGCGGAGAGACUGGAAGAGACACAGAAAGGCAGAAGUGACCGUCUUUGGGAAUGUAUUGGCCCAUUCAGCAGCUUGUUGACGCACAGCAAGCAAAAAGUUGUGAAACAUUGAACAGGUUUCGAGAGAGUCAAAUUAAAUUCAGUUCAUCCUAGAAUUUCACCCAAGAGCCCAAUAUGCCAAACUUUUCGGGAGUACCGUAUGCCUAACUGGACGACUCCGGCUGAACUGCUGUUUGAUUGUGAGACAUGAAAGCCACGUAUCAUUUUCUGUUGCAAAACGUGCAAAAUCAUCAUAUUUUAGAUCCAAAUGCCAAAAAUAAUGACAGGCAUACAACGUUCCUACAUUUUAGUUGUUGUUUUUUUGUUUGUUUUAUCACUAUUGCGUCCACAGAUGUUACUGUGGCACAAGCGGCGAUAUUACAUAAAUAGUCCACGUGGUACAGAAUUUUGUUGUUUUCUUAUCUGCACAGCUGCGGUCAGAAGGGAGAAAAAGGGAUCGGCAGAGAGAGAGAUUCCAACAAUACGGUGCAAUUUUUUGGGGGGUUUGUUUUUGUAAAUUAUCGGUGCAUUUGUGUAAUUAUUAUUUUCAGUACAGUUAUAGUUAUUGUUGUCUCCUAGGUUGUUGUUGUUUUUUUUCCCUCUUUUACAUCUUUACAUUGUCAAGAGUCCUGCUGGACAGAGGCACAGCGCGACAAUGAUUAAGCGAGUAAUCCAAGUUUACAACGCGCGCGCGGAGAUGAAUCCGAUCAAAUCAGGUGAUUAUUUUGAAAGAUAAUCCAGACAUUAGCACGUGAUAACAAUCAAUGCUAUUUAUGAACACAGGGUGCUGAGUUUCUUAAAACAAAACCAAGAAAAAAAAAUAAUCGAAGGUGAAUUGGAGUUCAAACGAUUAUAUUUAUAAUGACGAGUGUAUCAAUAAAACCGAAUGAGAUUGUU
This is a messenger RNA of Phyllopteryx taeniolatus (common seadragon), 3437 nucleotides long. RefSeq names its product matrix metallopeptidase 14a (membrane-inserted) (gene mmp14a). Gene Ontology annotation, cellular component: extracellular matrix. Gene Ontology annotation, biological process: extracellular matrix organization; zymogen activation; collagen catabolic process. The record is from RefSeq and is a predicted model, not a curated record. NCBI's taxonomy places the organism in Eukaryota, Metazoa, Chordata, Actinopteri, Syngnathiformes, Syngnathidae. Gene Ontology annotation, molecular function: metalloendopeptidase activity; zinc ion binding. The coding region runs from base 59 to 1813 and encodes 584 amino acids. The transcript has 9 exons.